AUGAAAGUGGAGUUUCAUGUGCUACAGAUACACUGUUUUGAUGCUGCUACGUUAGAGAGGGAGUAUACUCUCCUUACAAAUCCAAUAGUUACUGGGUGUUCUGGAUUUGGAGGUAUAGGCUAUGGACCUCUUGCAGUGGAACCCAGGUGGCUGGCUUACAGUGGAAGUCCAGUUGCAGUUUCAAAUGCUGGGCGUGUCAGUUCACAACAUCUCACCCCAUCUACAAGUUUUUCUGGUUCUUCUUCAAAUGGGAGCCUGGUUGCACACUAUGCAAAAGAGUCAAGCAAGCAACUUGCUGCUGGGAUUGUGACCCUAGGGGACAUGGGAUAUAAGAAGCUGUCAAGAUACUAUUCUGAGCUCUUACCUGAUAGCAACAAUUCUGCACAAUCAGGGAGUCCUGGCGUUAAAAUCAAUGGGACUGUCAAUGGCCGUUUUCCAGAUGCAGAAAAUGUUGGAAUGUUACCUGCGAGGAGAACUGAUUCUAACUUGAUCCAUUUGUCUCGACACAUGUAUCACUGUCAUUGCCAGAGUAUUGUCAGUAAAUCUGUUUUCACCCAAUUUAGGGCACAUAAAAGUCUGAUUUCAUCGUUAUGUUUUGAUCCUAGUGGGAUGCUUUUGGUGACGGCUUCAGUUCAUGGCCAUAACAUAAAUGUAUUCCGAAUAAUGCCUGGACCAUUGGGAAGUUCCUCUGGACCAGAUUCUGGUGCAUCUUAUGUACAUCUUUGUAGGCUGCAACGUGGUUUUACAAAUGCAGUUAUACAGGACAUCUGUUUCAGUGAUGACAGCCACUGGAUUAUGAUAAGUUCCUCAAGAGGGACAAGCCAUCUGUUUGCUGUAUCUCCUUCAGGGGGUUUAGUUAAUUUCCAGUCGUUUGAUGCUUGUUUUACCGAUAAAAAUUGUGGAUCAGGUGUUAUGACUAAGCCUGCUGCUGUACAUUGGCCACCAAAUUCAAGUUCACAGAUGUUUAAUCAACAGAACCUUUGUGCAUCUGGUCCUCCUGUUACCCUUUCUGUUGUUAGCGGAAUAAGGAGUGGAAACAAUGGUUGGAGAAGCACUGUAACUGGUGCUGCAGCCGCUGCAACAGGAAGGAUGAGUUCACUUUCUGGGGCUAUUGCCUCUGCUUUUCACAAUUGCAAGGGCAAUGAUUUACAUGCAGUUGUGUCUGGAUUAGUUUCGUCUUAUGACUCAGCUCCUGAAAGUGAUGCAAGAUUAUUAGUUGAAGCAAUCCAAACGUGGAAUAUUUGUCAGAAACAGAGUCGAAGAGACAGAGAAGAUAAUAGUGACAUCUAUGGUGAAAAUGGAUAUUCAGACGGCAGUAAAAUAUUUCCUGAAAUAAUAAAAAGGGAAAAUAGUGGCUACCUUGAGGCCAGGAGUUCAGUUGGGAAAAUCAGAGAUAUAAAAAAAUUUAGAUUUGACAGAAGAAUGAAAAAUCGAGAUAUUGCAAUGAAAAAUUAA
Messenger RNA from Camellia sinensis, 1455 nucleotides. RefSeq names its product autophagy-related protein 18f-like. Gene Ontology annotation, molecular function: protein binding. Gene Ontology annotation, cellular component: cytoplasm. Gene Ontology annotation, biological process: response to starvation; autophagy. The record is from RefSeq and is a predicted model, not a curated record. NCBI's taxonomy places the organism in Eukaryota, Viridiplantae, Streptophyta, Magnoliopsida, Ericales, Theaceae.